CCAUUGGCUCCUCCUGUGCCACAUUAGGUGCCAGCUCAGAGAAGGAUAUAAAAGAUCAAAAGUCUGAUUCCAUUCACCAGAAGAGCUCCUAAUCCCAGCUUUGUGAUUUGGCGUGGAUCAUGACUCGUCUUCUAAUACUCCUGGCAGCUCUCUGCGCCAUUGCAUAUGGAUGCCCUCCCAUUGUUAGCAGAUCUGCUUGGGGGUCAAGGUGGACAAACUGCAAAGACUCCCUAAAGCCCCAACGUCCAUUGGCAAUCAUCCACCACACGGAUGGGGCAAGCUGCAGUUCAAGGGCUUCCUGCAUCAGUCAAGUAAAGGGCAUUCAGAACUACCACAUCAAUAAAAAUGGCUGGUGUGACAUCGGAUACAACUUUCUAAUCGGGGGUGAUGGCUCUGUAUAUGAAGGUCGUGGGUGGACGAAGCUCGGAGCUCAUGCCAAAGGUUCCAACAGCCUCUCCAUUGGGAUCGCUUUCAUUGGAAGCUUCCAGAAUAAACUCCCACCUCAGGCUGCCAUAAAUGCAGCUAAAAGUCUUAUCCAGUGCGGGGUGUCCAAAAACUAUAUUAGGAAAAACUACACCCUAAAAGGACAUCGGAACGUGUUCCCAACUGCCUGCCCCGGAAAUACAUUGUACAAUAACAUCAGAACCUGGGGCAGGUUCAAGGAGAAAGGAUUCCUACCAUAGAAGUCAGUGUAUUUAGCAGGGAUGGAGGAAAAGGAAAGCUGCUGAUUGGAAUCGUAGUAUCGUCCUUCUCUUCAUUCCUCUGUCCCACUGAUCUGAUUUUAUUACUAUCAGCAUCUUACUAUUGCAAAUCAUAUAUCUGUCCUGCACAUAUCUAAUCAUUCUACUAUUGCAGUAAAUUAAAA
Pseudophryne corroboree (corroboree frog) is the source of this 865-nucleotide messenger RNA. Its product is annotated as peptidoglycan-recognition protein SC2-like. Gene Ontology annotation, molecular function: zinc ion binding; N-acetylmuramoyl-L-alanine amidase activity; peptidoglycan binding. The transcript has 5 exons. The record is from RefSeq and is a predicted model, not a curated record. Gene Ontology annotation, biological process: innate immune response; peptidoglycan catabolic process. Lineage: Eukaryota; Metazoa; Chordata; Amphibia; Anura; Myobatrachidae. The coding region runs from base 120 to 683 and encodes 187 amino acids.